AUGACUAUCUAUCUUGCCUGGUGGUUGUUAGUGCUGAUCUUGAGGAAUGUCUUGAAAGACACUGUUGGCCAAACACCCCCUCCAGGGUUUAGAUAUGCUUCUUAUGAGGUGAUCAUCCCAAAGAGACAGACCCCCAGGUAUGGGCACAAAGAAGCUCAGGAUGUGAACUACCUGCUGAAGAUUGAAGGGAAGAGCCACCUAGUGCAUCUCAGGCAGAAGAGAGCUUUUGUUCUCAAACACUUCCCUGUUUUCACUUACAGCAAGGAGGGGAAUCUCCAGGUGGACUAUCCUUUUAUCAGGGAUGACUGUUUCUACCGUGGUUUUGUACAGGGCAGGCCUCACUCUUUGGCAGCAAUAAGCACUUGCUCAGGAGGUCUCAGAGGUAUUUUGCGGGUAGAAAAUAAGACCUAUGAAAUUGAACCUGUCGAGGCAUCUACUACCUUUCAACAUGUGGUAUAUCAAUGGGAGGAAGAGGAAGGGGCCAUUCGCAUGAGAUGUGGGCUGACACAAGAAGAGCAAAGUCGACAAAUGGCCAUGAUCCAAAACACAGGGAAUGUAGCAUCUGAAAGAGCACAAGACAGACCCUGGUGGACACACACAAUGUACGCAAAUCUUGUCAUAGUGGUGGAACAUGAGCGCUAUGUUCAGUUCAGCAGAAAUGAAACUGUUGUUGCUUUGAAUAUGCUGGAUGUCAUCCAUCUUACAAAUACACUGUAUGUUCCACUUGGUAUUCAGGUAAUCCUUGUUGGAUUGGAAAUAUGGUCUGAAAGGAAUCUCAUAGAUAUUUCUAAUACCAUGGGUGCUCUCCUUGACCAUUUUAAUAAUUGGAGAAAAAAUACACUUAAUACGCGUCUACCACAUGAUGCAGGCCAUCUUCUUGUAUAUAAACAUUUUGGAAGAACACUCGGAUUAGCAUUUACUGGAACAAUGUGUUGGAAAGACUGGGCAAGUGCUGUUGAUUCAUAUACUAGUUCCAGUUUGUUCUUCUUUACUAACACAUUUGCCCAUGAACAAGGGCAUAUUUUAGGCAUGAACCAUGAUGGAGUGUUCUGUAAAUGUGAACAAAGAGACUGCAUUAUGGCUGCCCAUCACACAAACAGUGAUCAGUUCAGCAACUGCAGUUAUAAUGAAUAUUAUACGCUAAUGAAAUCUGGCGAAGCACAGUGCUUGUGGACUGCUGGAGAUCCUGAUAAACACUAUAACCUUGCAUACUGUGGGAACAGAGUAGUGGAGAGUGGAGAGCAAUGUGACUGCGGUUCAAAAUUAAGUUGUGAAUCAGAUCCCUGUUGCCAGUCUGAUUGCAGGUUGCGUUCCGGUGUCACUUGUGCUUUUGGAGAGUGCUGCUCCAAAUGCCAGUAUCUUCCAGCUGGAACUAUUUGCAGGGGAAGUAAUAGCGUUUGCGACCUUCCAGAGUACUGCAAUGGGACUUCAGAGUGGUGUCCUGAAGAUGUUUACGUGCAAGAUGGUGCUCCAUGUCAGGGUGGUGCAUACUGUUUUCAUGGGAACUGCUCAACUCACAAUAAACAAUGCAAAAUGAUCUUUGGUUCAAAGGCAACAGUUGCUUCAGAGGGCUGCUUCAGAGAAUUAAAUGCUCAAGGUGACCGCUUUGGAAACUGUGGCAUUAAUGGUGAUACUUAUAUCAAAUGUAAUGCUAAGAAUAUCCUGUGUGGCCGACUCCAGUGUGAAAACAUUGCUCAGUUACCUGCUUUGGAAGAACAUAGCACCAUCAUUCAAACACGCAUUAAUAACCAUCUGUGCUGGGGUACAGACUACCAUCAUGGAACAGGAAUACCUGAUAUUGGUGCCGUGAGCGGUGGCACUCCUUGCGACAAAGAUAUGAUGUGUAUUAAUAGGGAAUGCACCAAUGUGUCCCUCUUGAAAUAUGAUUGUAAUGUGACGAAGUGCCUAAAUAGAGGAAUAUGUAACAGCCGCAAUAAUUGUCACUGUAGUUAUGGCUGGGCCCCUCCAUAUUGUCUCACUGAAGGCUAUGGUGGCAGCAUUGACAGUGGACCCCCUCCACCACACCAAGUCAGUGCAAUAUUUAUUAUAGGACUCCUGAUAUCCCUUGCUGUUUUUGUUAUUGCUGGCCUUGGUAUAUAUUACAGCACCAACCUGAUGCAGUGGUGUAGAACAUUUUUGACACAAUCCCAUCAACAAAAUUAA
Messenger RNA from Eublepharis macularius, 2163 nucleotides. RefSeq names its product disintegrin and metalloproteinase domain-containing protein 20-like. Gene Ontology annotation, molecular function: metalloendopeptidase activity. Gene Ontology annotation, biological process: male gonad development; proteolysis. Gene Ontology annotation, cellular component: sperm head plasma membrane; plasma membrane; external side of plasma membrane. The transcript has a single exon. The record is from RefSeq and is a predicted model, not a curated record. Bases 1 to 2163 code for a protein of 720 amino acids. Lineage: Eukaryota; Metazoa; Chordata; Lepidosauria; Squamata; Eublepharidae.